GAGCAUUCAUCACGCAAGUUGUCAGAUGAGGUUGCGACUUCGAGUGAUACGAAUGCAAAACGAAACGAUACGAAAGAUGGUGAUCCGCCGAAGAAGAUUGUGUGCAAAACACUUCCUGCGGCUAUUCAAAAACUGGAAAAUUUAUUGGUUGCGGAGUUUUUGAUCAUGAAACAUUUACGAAUUAAAUAUGUACGGAAAGGAUUGCUAUCGCAAAAGUGCAGAUCAUCGGCGCAAAUACUUUCAUCCACUCUAAUAGCAAACCUCAUGUUGCAGACGCCUCACGGUGCUCUUGCAAAUACUGCAGAAUACCACAGUCAAGUAUCGCAUAAUGAAAGUCCAUAA
This is a messenger RNA of Anisakis simplex (herring worm), 342 nucleotides long. The record is from the annotation of a GenBank genome assembly. NCBI's taxonomy places the organism in Eukaryota, Metazoa, Nematoda, Chromadorea, Rhabditida, Anisakidae.